Molecule: messenger RNA, 4906 nt
Organism: Peromyscus californicus insignis
Lineage: Eukaryota; Metazoa; Chordata; Mammalia; Rodentia; Cricetidae
Product: cytochrome P450 26B1
Exons: 7
Coding region: 522-2060 (512 amino acids)
Biological process (GO): sterol metabolic process
Molecular function (GO): oxidoreductase activity, acting on paired donors, with incorporation or reduction of molecular oxygen; monooxygenase activity; iron ion binding
Source: RefSeq, a predicted model, not a curated record
CCAGACUUUUGUGCAUGGGUCCUGGCCCCGAAGUCCGGGAAUGGAUGCCCUCCCAACUCCCAGCGACUCCCCUCAUUGCAGGCCCUUGUUGCAGCCGCCCAGUGGGCGGUGCCAGGGCAGGUUUCAGGCUAUAAAGGGCUCUUGGCUCCCUGGGUCUGAGGGAGCGCCAUCUCUGCGACAGUGUCCCUGCCAGCCACGGCCAGCCCGGGGCCCUGCCCAUCGCCCAUGGCCAUCGAGCAGGCUCUUCUUUUGAGCACAGCUGUCGGCUGCGCUCCUUGACCUUCUACCGAUCGGCAAGUCCAUUUUCAGAUUGCUCUGGACUGGAUUAGGACAUCUUUUUCCUCCCUCUCUUCGAUCACCUCGCAGCCUUCAGACCCCUUCUCUCGGCCCCAUCUCCUGGGUUUCUCCGAGGGGUGCCAGGACCCCCGGCCGGCCGCAGCUUCCCCUCCCCCGUCACUCUGGUCCGGCCCUCCCCUCCCCCUUCGCGGCCCGCACAGCCAAUCCCCCGAGCGGCCGCCAACAUGCUCUUUGAGGGCUUGGAGCUGGUGUCGGCGCUGGCCACCCUCGCCGCGUGCCUGGUGUCCGUGACGCUGCUGCUGGCGGUGUCGCAGCAGCUGUGGCAGCUGCGUUGGGCGGCUACCCGCGACAAGAGCUGCAAGCUGCCGAUCCCCAAGGGCUCCAUGGGAUUCCCGCUCAUCGGAGAGACGGGCCACUGGUUGCUACAGGGUUCUGGCUUCCAGUCGUCGCGCCGGGAGAAGUACGGCAACGUUUUCAAGACACACUUGCUAGGGCGGCCGCUGAUCCGUGUGACCGGUGCGGAGAACGUGCGCAAGAUCCUCCUAGGCGAACACCAGCUAGUGAGCACCGAAUGGCCGCGGAGCGCUCGCGUGCUGCUGGGCCCCAACACGGUGGCCAAUUCCAUUGGCGACAUCCACCGCAACAAGCGCAAGGUCUUCUCCAAGAUCUUCAGCCACGAGGCGCUAGAGAGCUACCUGCCCAAGAUCCAACUGGUGAUCCAGGACACACUUCGAGCCUGGAGCAGCCAGCCUGAGGCCAUCAAUGUGUAUCAGGAGGCCCAGCGACUUACCUUCCGAAUGGCGGUGCGUGUGCUGCUGGGCUUCAGCAUCCCUGAGGAGGACCUGGGCCACCUCUUCGAGGUAUACCAGCAGUUUGUGGAGAAUGUCUUUUCUCUUCCUGUGGACCUUCCCUUCAGUGGCUACCGAAGGGGCAUCCAAGCUCGGCAGAUCCUUCAGAAGGGCCUCGAGAAGGCUAUCCGUGAGAAGCUGCAGUGUACCCAGGGCAAAGACUACUCGGAUGCCCUGGACAUCCUCAUUGAGAGCAGCAAGGAACAUGGCAAGGAGAUGACCAUGCAGGAGCUCAAGGACGGUACCCUGGAGCUGAUCUUCGCAGCCUAUGCCACCACCGCCAGUGCUAGCACAUCCUUGAUCAUGCAGCUGCUGAAACACCCUGCUGUGCUGGAGAAGCUGAGGGAGGAACUGCGGGCCCAGGGUCUGUUGCACGGUGGCGGCUGCCCCUGUGAAGGCACCCUGCGCCUGGACACGCUCAGCAGCCUGCGCUACCUGGACUGUGUCAUCAAGGAGGUCAUGAGGCUCUUCACGCCCAUCUCUGGUGGCUACCGUACUGUGCUGCAGACCUUCGAACUGGAUGGUUUCCAGAUCCCCAAGGGCUGGAGUGUCAUGUAUAGCAUCCGAGACACUCACGACACAGCACCCGUGUUCAAGGACGUGAACGUGUUUGACCCUGACCGCUUCAGCCAGGCGCGCAGUGAGGACAAGGAUGGCCGCUUCCAUUACCUCCCAUUUGGCGGUGGCGUGCGGACCUGCCUGGGCAAGCACCUGGCCAAGCUGUUCCUGAAGGUGCUGGCGGUGGAGCUGGCCGGCACCAGCCGCUUCGAGCUGGCCACCCGGACCUUCCCUCGCGUCACUCUGGUCCCUGUCUUGCACCCUGUGGGUGGCCUCAGCGUCAAGUUCUUUGGUCUGGACUCCAAUCAGAAUGAGAUUCUGCCCGAGACAGAGGCCAUGCUGAGCGCUACAGUGUAGCCUCGCUCUGGUCUCAGCCCAGCCCAGCAGAGGGGUAGGGGAUAGAGACAGAAACCUGUGGGGUGGGGAGGGGCUGGAUGGGAGGCCAGCAGCCCCCUAUGAUUUCCUCCUCUGGCCUCCUCUCCAGCAAACCCUCUCCUAAUACAAAAGGGCCCCGCCCCCUCCUGACUCCCACUCUCUUGGAUCUCCACUGCCCCCUAGCUUAGCUCCCGGGACAGGGCCAGGACAGGGCUCUGUGUGCCCAUGACAGUGUUAGCGCCAGUUGGCUGAGCGGCAGAAUAUGCUUAUGACCUUCUGAACGCUCCCUCUCUUUAUCCCCUUCUCUUUUUGUUGGUGGUCUGGUGGUUGUGAAGGCAGGAGGGAAGAAAAUAGGGGGGCCCUUGGAGCACUCUUUGGCACCCUGCACCCCCCCCCUCCUGUAACUGCUCAAAUGAUGUCCAGAACAGCAUCUUGGGGAUUCUCACCUAAGUCAACCUGGGCAGCGCAGGAACUGCCACCAACCUUGAGGGUGCCCUGUACCAGCCUAACCAGUUUGGACAUUGGAAAUUACCUAUUGCUGCUAUUUGUUCUCUCUUCUGAUCUUGGGGUACAGGGGCCUAUAGGCUUAAUCCCCAGCAUCUUCCUUGGUGGCCCUGGGCAGGCACACUGGCACUCCUCUCCCAUGGGACCCACUGAGCCAGGUGGUUUUUGGCUAUAGCUGGACUCCCAGCUGCCCACCCCUGCCCCCGAGCCCAUAUUUAUUCACUGACCUUGGCUACACUGAGGUCUGGAGCACACGCCUGCCCCCACACAGCUGCCAGCCUCUGGCCUAGCUGUCCUUUUCAGGGCUUAUGUGAGGCAAGAAGACAGAUCUCUGGUCUAACCCAGAUCCCUGGUGAAGGUUAACUGCCCUCCUGAGAUCCAGGCAAAUAUUCAGUUUAACCUCAGAGUCAGACACCCAGCAUCUCUGCCAGGUGUUUUUUUUUUUUUUGUUUUUUUGUUUUGUUUUUUUUUUUUUUUCACCUCCUCCUGUCUGUCAAAGUCCUGGGCUUGUGCAUCUGGGGGCCACCACUUCCUGUUCGCUCACUGCCUGUCCCAGUGCCAGCCACCCCCCCAGUGAGGAUGUGUAAGGAUACGGGUUCUUCUGAAGGGACUUCUCGCCUUCCCUUCCUUAACCCUCACUCUCUGCCCCUUUGCUCUUGGGAGAGUCCCCCACCCCACCCCCAUCCUGCCCCCCCCCCACCCCCAUGCCACUGUCUGCUAAGCCCUGCUCAGGGUGUGGGGCAGCCAUGAAAGCGGAGAGGUAAGGUAGAGAGAACCCUCCCUCUGAAAUGCCUCAGGCCCCUGCGGGGUCUGGAGACACUCCAGGGGAGGCUACAGAAAGCCAUGGGGAAGGAGAGGAGGAAGGAGGAAGAGGACAGGCAUGAGUGAGUUUUGUCAGAAGUGGUUCAGUUGCAGAGAGGCCAGUGGGGAUGACUGGGGGACGGGCAUUUUGAGGACUGGCUACCUAGGACCCCUCCUGGGAAGAGUGUGGGGCUCUGGCGAGUCUCUUGGCAAUUUCGUCUGUUUUCAGAUCCCUAUUUGCCUUUGUUUCCAUCCAUUGCUUUUGCGUGUUGUGAAGGCAAUGGUCCUCUUCACAGGAAAAUAAAAACACAGAAUGACAGCCCACAUCAACUUGACCCUAGACGGCCACUGUCACGGAAAUUCAGCCACAUCUCACCAGCCACACAGGAUGUCUGUCCUAUGUAAGCUGUGCUUCCCAAACGUUUCAGUGGCCUCCUGCGUUUUCCUGACAGAACCCAAACAAACAAGACCAUUAGAACAGACGUUAGCAGCAAAAUUAAUGUGAAAUUAAAAAUAAGUGUAAUCCCUCCAUUUCCUUUCCCAGUUCUGAAACAGACCAAAAUGUGUAAAGACUCAUCAAAGCGUAGGACAUAGGUGCAUGCUGCCCCACAAACCAGCUCAGUGCCUGGAAGGGUCAUUUUCCUGCACGCUAACCCUGCUUGCCUGUUUCAGACUGAAGAUGUGGCAUGUCAUAACUCUGGCCCUGGUGAGGGGCAGGGAGACUGGAGGGCCCCAGCAGGCUUCAGGGGCCUUCCCUUUCAGGGGGCCAGCCCAGGAGGCGUGGAGAAGGAAAAGCUGAGAGGGAUCCGUGUGAGGGUAGAAGGGAGAAAAGAUGGUCUGCCUGGGUGGGUCUCAAAGGUAACAGGCGAAGGGGCCUAGGCCGGGCGCCUGCGGGCGACACCUGUAUCACCUCUGUAGACGUGUCUGUUCCGUGUUCGUGUGUUUCAUUGUGGUAGCAUUAAUGGGUGAUGUAUUCUCACAUUCCUAACUAUUGUAACUUGACAUUAAAAAAUUAAACCCCACAAGACUUCCUGCCACGGGCUUGCAGAUUGAAGCACUUUCGAAGUUAGGCGCUGGCGUGUGCGUUCUGGGCAACCAUUUUGACCCUGCCCAGAUUUCUAUUAUUUUAUACACAAAACUUUUUUUUUCAUAAAUGUUAUAAUUUUGUGUCUGUCUUUAUAAACUAUUAUAAGUACUAUUUUUGUUAUAAUUCAAAAUAGAUAUUUAGUAUAAAGUUUUUUGCUGUUAAAUAUUUGUUAUUUAGUAAAAUAUGAAUUGUUCUUUAUUGUAAACAUGGUUCAAAAUAUUAAUAUGUUUUUAUCACAGUUGUUUUAAUAUUGAGAAAGCACUUGUGUAUUUCGUUUUGGUAUGAGCUGGUGCCGUGUGUGUGUUUUGAUUGUCGUGUGGUUUUGAUGUGUAUAUAAUAUUCCAUGUUGCAUAUUACAACAAUGAAUGUCAUGCAUUUUGUGAAAUACUCAAUGUGGCUCUUUUAUUGGCUUCCAUAAUAAACUGUGGGGACUCAC